AACCCCAUAGCUUGUAAAGUUGAUGCAAUUUUGGCCUACAAAAACCCGAUUCGCGAAACAUUUCUUGUCACCUAAAUUACCCUCAACCCUUUGUUCUUGUUUGUUCCAAUGGCCAAGACCAUUUUAAGAUCAAAUCAUCAUCUAACAGUGUGUUGUGUUCUGGGGCUGUUUAGUCUUCUGAUGUUGAUCCAGAAAGGUGGUGCAUUUGAGCACGAGGUUGGUGGUGCAAAUGGCUGGACAGUCCCCAGUAAUCAAAAUCCGGUCAGCUAUAAUCAAUGGGCAGAAAAGAAUCGGUUUCGAAUCGGAGACACUCUGGCUUUUCACUACCCAGCUCAGAAAGACUCGGUACUUCAAGUAACGAAAGAAGACUACGACAAUUGCAACACAGAGAAACCAGUCAAAAAAUCUGACGAUGGCCACACGGCAUUCAAGUUCGAGCAAUCAGGGCCUUUCUACUUCAUAAGUGGAGUCAAAGACAAUUGCCUGAAGAAUGAGAAGUUGGUGGUGGUUGUGAUGGCAAAAAGAAGCGGUGCCUCUUCCAUCGUCAUGAGCUUUAUUGCUUUAACUGCAGCUUUUCUGGGUUCAUCUCUACUUUUUGUUUUCUAACUGAUUGAUUCUUAUCUUUCACUUUUUUAUUUUGUUGGUUUGUCUGAUUUUCCCAACCUUGAUUCAGUGUAUAUGAUAGGGUUUUCAAGAGAAAUUGUUGAGGAAUAAGCUUGGGCCACGUAUGGGUGGAUUGUUAUACUUGACUGUGAAAACAAUGCAUAAAAGGAAUAAAUUGGUUUUUAUGAUGCA
Molecule: messenger RNA, 795 nt
Organism: Rhododendron vialii
Lineage: Eukaryota; Viridiplantae; Streptophyta; Magnoliopsida; Ericales; Ericaceae
Product: early nodulin-like protein 9
Exons: 2
Coding region: 109-606 (165 amino acids)
Cellular component (GO): plasma membrane
Molecular function (GO): electron transfer activity
Source: RefSeq, a predicted model, not a curated record